GUCCGGGUCGUCAGCUCCGCUCGUCCGCUUGGUUCUUGUCACAGAGUACUUUUAUUGGUUCUUGUUUGGUUCACUUAAUUCGCAUAUUGGAUCCCUAUCCCAGUGAUGGACGUAUUGAAUUCAUGUCGCUGCUGCCUGCGGUGCCCUCCGGACAAGGACCUGACAACGUCGUAUACACAUUUCGGCAAAUUAGAGAUAUAUUCCCACAUGCUCAAGGAUUGCUUCGAUCUACAUCUAUCAGUUGAUGGAAAUGUCUCGCAUGGGAUCUGCCUGACAUGUGUGGGCCGCCUGCGAGACGCAAGUGACUUCAAAUUGCAAGUACAGCGCAGUCAGGCAGAGCUGGAGGCAGUACUGCUUGCAAAAGUGGAGCCCAUGAUUAAGAUUGAGGUGGCUGAUGAGAGUACAGGUGAUGAAUCUGCGUUCGUCACGUUAUAUGAGGUGCCCCCAGAAAGAGCUGAGACGGCUGGAGAAGAUGAGCCAGAUGUUGUGCUACAAACAGAUCCGCUGGUGAAGUCCGAGACACCUACUGAUAUGGAUGACGAGGACUCGUCACGGUCGGCUGUCGCGACUUCUUCCAGUGGAGAGAAAUUAUACACCUGUGAAGAAUGUAAAACAGGCUUCAGAAAUAAGCUUAUUUUAAGCAAACACAUCCAAGACUCGCACAUAUCUCCCGGACUUUCAUUAGAUUCAACAAAGAACCGACAAUUCAGUAAUACAUCUAGUUCCACAAAGAUUAAAUUGAACAAGAAAGGCGAACAGAUAACAGAAUUGAAGUGUACUCAAUGCGAUUAUAAAACAAUUUCCAAGAGAAAUUUUAAUAAACAUAAAAACUAUCACUUUGAUGAGGAACAAUUAAAUUGCAAACACUGCGAUUAUGUCGCUCGUUAUAAGGGCCACUUGCGUCUACAUCAGGUGAUACAUUCUAGAUCCUCUUAUACGUGCGAAUGUGGCUUCAAAUGUAGGUGGGAAUCGGAAUUACGACGGCACAAGUGGGUACACACUGGAGAAAAACCAUACAGUUGCAAGCACUGCGAUUACAAAUGCCGUCAGAUGACAAACUUGCGGACGCACGAGAGGGUACACACGAGUGGCAAGCCUUUUAAAUGCGAUCGUAGCGAUUGCGAGUACGCGUCUCGAUAUAAACAGGCUUUGGUAAGACAUUAUAAGACGAAACAUAGAGAAAAACAUGGGGGAUCUUAGGCAAUGGGUAGAUAAGCUUUUGUUCUACUGUCUCGUUGUUGGCCAAAUAAAUUAGAUUUUUUGGAAGAA
Molecule: messenger RNA, 1269 nt
Organism: Cydia pomonella (codling moth)
Lineage: Eukaryota; Metazoa; Arthropoda; Insecta; Lepidoptera; Tortricidae
Product: zinc finger protein 85-like
Exons: 7
Coding region: 106-1200 (364 amino acids)
Biological process (GO): regulation of transcription by RNA polymerase II
Cellular component (GO): nucleus
Molecular function (GO): DNA-binding transcription factor activity, RNA polymerase II-specific; RNA polymerase II transcription regulatory region sequence-specific DNA binding; zinc ion binding
Source: RefSeq, a predicted model, not a curated record